Molecule: messenger RNA, 4113 nt
Organism: Spirodela intermedia
Lineage: Eukaryota; Viridiplantae; Streptophyta; Magnoliopsida; Alismatales; Araceae
Source: the annotation of a GenBank genome assembly
AUGGAGGAGCCGAGCAGUAGUUCGUCGUGGACCCGAGAGCAGGAGAAGGCUUUCGAGAACGCGCUCGCGCUCCAUCCCGAGGAUUCUCCCGACAGGUGGGAGCGGAUUGCGGAGGCCGUGAGUGGGAAGUCCGUGGAUGAUAUCAAGCUCCACUACGAGCUCCUGAUCGAGGACAUCAAUGGGAUCGAAUCGGGGCUCGUGCCUUUGCCUUGUUAUGUUUCCUCGUCGGAUUCUCCGGCCGAGCACGCCGGCGAAGGCGGUGCGGGAUCUAAGAAGGGUUCCCAUUCUCAUGGUGAUCUUGGUCACGGGGGCAAGGGAUCUAGGGCCGAUCAAGAACGCCGCAAAGGAAUAGCGUGGACUGAGGAGGAGCACAGGUGAGCUCCAUCGAACUCCCACUGGUUUUAUCGAUGAGCAACUGCGCCGUCUCUAGCUCAAUUGAUUUGUUCCAGCCGGGACCAGUUGGUCCCAAGUGAACUAGAUCCACUCCUGAAGUGGGUAUUAUUUCAAAGAAAUCAUGGCCGCUUUAGGAAUGUUGUCUGGAAUCCUGCUUCUGAAUAUCAUUGCUAGGAGUUCGUUUUUCUGCUUUUGAGGCUUGAAACUGUCCAUUGCGUGCCCCACGAUGGUUUUCUUGAAGGCACCGAGGACGACAUCUCCGUAACCAGUCACCGAAACAGUGGACUUUGGAGGAAGGGUUUUAGGGGAACCACUGGGUUUUGCUAUUUUUCUUGCCAAUUGCCUGUCUUGCUUUUGUGAACAGUAGUAGUCUCUGCCAUGAGAGAGUCUUCAUAACAGUUUCGAUUCUCUGCUAUAACUUGGAAGCGAUUAACCCCGUUACGAGAAAUUUAUGGCAAAACCCACAUGCUAAAUACCACGAAUGGCUCAAAAUUCCUCGUGUUUUCAGAAUUUUUUUAAGCCUUUCGGUUUUGAAUUUGACUCAGGAGGGCAAGGAUCAGUCACAACUUCAUGCUUUCUGCUCAUCGUCACUUGAACAAGAAGAAUCAAAUUUUUUUAUAGUUUUUUUUCUUCAUCGAACUUAAUCGUGCUGUUCAUUGGUCUAUGCUGUGCCCUGUUUCUAUGCCUAGGAACUAUACGUCGAUCACAAAGGCGUGGAGUCCUUUCUAUAUUCUGCUUCCCACUUGUAGAAAGGAACCUUAUUCUAGUCGUGGAUUAGAGUUUCAUUUGAUUAGGAUUCUGAGAGCUAAAAUGGAAACAUCAUCAGACACCAAGAACUUUAGAGGGUAUUUCGUCAAUGAAGCUGAAACAAUGGAGUGAGAAUCCUCUUCUCCUCGUAGAAAGGAUUCAUGUGCUUCCAUCUUUCGACAAAGGAUGCUUGUGGGUCUGGGCUUUGCAUAUAUACGCUGAGGACGCCGAUGUAAUUGCUUUACCUGUGCAUUGAUUGAAGAAGCACUUUGAGCUUUUGGUUGGUCCCUCUUUGCUUGUAAAGAUUGGACAUGGGUAAGCUCACGCGCUGACUUAGAGGCAUGUUCGCGUAUUCUAAGUUAUUGGGAAAUUUGUCACUGUUCGGAUUCUGAUAACAUCAUGUUUUCUUCAAACGCCUAAGUUUGGGGUCAUGUUUGACGCGUUUGCAUGAACAUGAUUGCUCUAAUGAUUAACAAGUAAUUCCCAAGACGUGGAAACCUAGUGAUUCGGUGACUUAACUGAGUCCAAGUCUCUUGAACAAGAUUCUAUAUUCCCGUCUUUAUCUAGAUUGACCCGUACAUGUUGCAAGCAUCGUAAAAAGAAUAGUGUUUCUUCCUCUCUACUGGAUUUUGGGUAUGUUUUGAGAUGGGGGAUCCCACUUCUUCGUAAACCUCCACUGAAAUUGGUACCAAUCUGUGGUUUAGGUGAAUUCCUCAGCUUCGAUCUUUGAUUGAACGCGUCAAAUUUUAAUUAUCUGUGCUGGAUUUUCUUGCUUUCCCCUUUCAUGCAUCAAUUUAGGGUUAUAAGUGAUUUGAAGAUCUCCUGAAUCUGACGAAAAAAAUAUUAGAAGGAUCGUGGACUUACUGAUGGCCGCUCUAAUUACACCGUGAUAUCGCCUUGUUAUUAUACUUGAACUCAAUCCAAUUUCAUAAUAAUAUGAGACUGUUCUUAAGAAAUGAAAGAAUGGGAUCGCGUCGAGAUGAGUGAUGUAUCCGUGCACAUUAAGUUCUUUAUUUUAAGAGCUCUUUAGUUUCAUCCUUUUCCCAAUCUAUCAAACUGCCAUUAAUCCUUUUUAUUUUAUUGUUCUAACUGAAUCAUCGGUUUCCUUUUGUUAGAUCUGACCUAUCCUUGGUUCAAUCUUGAUUAUGACUUCGCCAAUUCUUUUCCUUCCUUGGUAGAGGUUCUGAAGGCAGUCAACAGAUUAUAAAUGCCCCAUGCUAAGACGAUCAGUUUUCUUCUGGCUUGCAUCCCUCUACUUUUUCUAUUAUGUUAUGGGAAUUUUGUUCCAAUCAGAGAUACAAUUCAAAUACCUUUCCUGGACAUGGCCUGGCCUCUUUGUAUUUUUUCAUAAUGGUUGAAUCAUUCCGUGGGUUUUUGUAAUUAAACGAGUUUGAUUGCACCAAGGCUUUUGUGAUCAUCUUCUUGCGAUGUAUGAGUAAAAUCUUGCAUAUCCUUCCUGCAUUUUCCCUUGAUCGUCCAUGAGGAACGCCUUGCUCUUCGAUUAAUGGUCAAACCUCUCUGGAAUUUAUUGGAAAAAUAGUAUUCUUUGUUGAAGGCUUUCAGAUUUUAUUUUUUUUCAAAGGACAUAUUUAGUGUAGCAAAUGAACAGAUUUUGGUAACUUUUAUCUUCGAUUUCAUUGCCACCUUCAUGUUCUCGUAUUUAUUCAUUGAUUUCUUUCUUUUGUUUCUAGGCUUUUACUUGAUUCCUGAUAUGCUAUUUCUCUCUGCUCACAUAAAAGAAUAUUUUCUCGGAAAACAGUUACAUGAUAUUGUUUCAACGAUUUACAAUUUCUUAGAUUUUUAGACUGGAAAAAUAUACUUUUCAUCAGUGGAAAUGAAAAAGCAGGAAGAUAGUGGAAGAAGGGAGAGGGGCUUUUGAGCUGCCAAAAAAGGGAAUUAGAGAAGAAGAAAACUACGAAACCGAUGAUGUAAUCUAGGACAUUGAUAAUUUGAAUCUUUGUAACCCGAUUUGCUUGAGGGUAUCUUUCAUUCAUGAAAUGGGUCUUCAUUUAACGUUGGCGCCAAUAUUUCCUUUCAUGUCCAUUGCUGCUGAAUCAAUCUCGUUCAAUCCCUGUCAGCUCUAACUUGGCACUGUAUCCGUACGUUUGCGAAUGCCUUCCUAAGUUAGCAAGUCCUGAAUUCGCUGUAUUGGCUUCCCCAUUUUCUAUGUACAGGAGAUCCUUCUUGGAGCAGGGAGCUUUCAGGAUCUCUUCUUUGAUGAGCCUUUUCUUCUGUCAAUUGGGUGCUGGAACUUUCAUGAUAGUUCAGGCAACCAUGCCUUUCCACGGUUAAUGCCAUUCGCUUUCGACACCUCUUCAGCCUGCCUUGGAUUCUACGAGAAAAUGCUUUUACUUCCAAUUAAAUCUUGAUUUCGGGCCGAACAAUUUCCAUUUGUGGCUUGAUAUUUCGGAGUGCCGAUGAACACUGUUCGUGCGUGGUACCGAUCCCAAGACGGGGUUUUGAUUAUUUUUGGUCUCGUCGAGCAGGUUGUUUCUACUCGGGCUCGACAAAUACGGGAAAGGCGACUGGAGGAGCAUAUCCAGGAAUUUUGUGAUAUCGAGGACGCCGACGCAGGUGGCCAGCCAUGCCCAGAAGUACUUCAUCCGCCUGAAUUCGAUGAACAAGGACAGGCGGCGAUCGAGCAUCCAUGACAUCACCACGGUGAACAAUGGGGAGUCUUCGCCGCAGGGCCCGAUUACUGGGCAGACGAACGGCCCCAGCGUGAGCGCAGCGAAGUCCGGCAAGCCUUCCCCUCAGCCGCCGGCGGGCCCAAACGGAGUUGCCAUUUAUGGGGCGACCACGAUAGGGCAGCCUGUCGGAGGGCCGCUUGUCUCAGCUGUGGGCACUCCGGUCAGCCUUCCUACGCCAGCGCCAAUGGCCUACGGCGUCCGAGCUCCCCCCCCGGGGGCCAUAGUUCAGGGCGCCCCCGUGAAUAUGACCUACCCCAUGCCCCACACCUCUGCUCACCGAUGA